AUACCAUAAAAAGCAAUUACAAUGAGGCAACUUGAAAAUACCGAUACAUAAACUCGAUAAAAUUCAAACUGGAAUUUCGCUGAAUUAAAAAUGAAAUCCGCAACCACAGAACUUUAAAGAUUGGUCGCGAAUACUACAUAAAUUCAGAACUGAAUUGGUUCCGACCCCUUUGGGCAAAACCAUAUACUUGUACAACUUUAAUGAAUGAUUUUGAAAUUGAUUGCAAGAAAAAAAAAACACCCGCAUGACAGGAAUACCAAGGAAGUCGUCUAGACACACCUUAUUUUCAUCAUCCCGAAACAAAGAGUACCUCCAAAAAAAUUGGGCAUUAUGUAGGAAAAGGAUGCCAAGAAUUCUAGGUUUUCUUUAACAUACGAUAGAUUGCUUGCAUUUUUACAGUUUUUGUAGACAAGGAAUCUUCGUACGUUGGGUAGCAUUACCAUAUUAAGUUUCCCUUCAGGGCUUUUUUUUUCUCUCAUCUUACCUAAUCACGAGCAAAAAAGGUAUUACUAACCACAUUUAAACCGCAUCAGUGAUUUACUAUAAUAAAAUAAAUAAAAACAAAUAUUUGUGUAAAAGGUUUCUUUGCUUUUUAGUUUAGCAACAUGCAGCCCGUAGUGAUGUCUAACUCUUUAAGUGCUUCAUUCAGGUUUCGGGAAAAUUACAAAUACAAAGCCCAAACAUUAGCCCGGGGGUAAUGUCAGAUCUUAUUGAUCAUGAAGGGCUAUCAAAAUAAGCAAAGAAAUUGAACCAGCGGGGGUUCAGCGGAGAUCUGAAGGAUGAGAAACUACAAAAAGCCCGUCCAACAUAACAUAUUGGCAGAGGCGCCAAAUAUGCCGCUACUAGUCAGGAAAACGGGUCAAUUUAACAUUGUCGUACUAACAUCUACAAAUGAGUCGUUUGAGCUAAAACGGUACAGAGGACGCCGAAAGAGGGAAACUAUGCGCGCAGACAAUGAAUGCAAUAGCCUUGUAAUAACUCCUUUAUAGCAAUUAGGAGAAUGUUUUCAUUUAAAACAGAAAAUGCUAUUAAUGAAAAAUCACAAGCUUUUUAAUGCUGUGGUGGGGACUCGACAGGUAAGUAUAGGGGGGUUAAAUACAGAUUAUUUCUCAAGGGUUGGAAAAUUUAUUUGGCUGUUACCUUGGCGCGCGAUACACAGGGCGUUUGUGGUUUGUUGGCUGAUGUUAUGUCGCGGUGAUUCGAUAAAAAAUCCUAUGGGUUCUCUGGGAAUUCCAGUCGCAGUUGUUCUAUUAGCACGGGCUUGGCAAUUAAAGAGAUGUUAAAUCAGAAGUAACGCGAAACGGAUGGUUGCUUUUAUGUGCCUUGGCAAGGAAGGCAAGCUGAGAAGUAGAACCGGAUUCAAACGGCGAAACACAACAGAUCGCACAACCUAACGAGAAUAAUUCAUGCGAGAUACAAACAUCGAUAAUAGAAACAAGUGAACGCGGUGGUCACGAAUGCAAGCAUUGACGGUGCUUGUAGGAAGAAGGGAUUAAAUGAAUGCUGCGGAAUCGAUUUCUUUAGAGGUACAUUCAAUAUAAUGAUUAUUAAUAAUUGAUUGUAUGAUUUAGGAUAAAAAGGCCCUGCGUCUUUAACCAACAACUAUCACAGCAGUAAUCUUGAAGCCCUAACUUCUCUAGAACAACAAAGUUAAACUUAACAUAGUAAGAGACAAAGUAAGAAUCGAACUUUCACCUCAACACAUUACUCCGUUUUUAGACGCUCAAAUGGAAAAGAGAAGAUUUGUAUAAUAUAAAUAAUAAAUCAAGAUUAUAUUUUUGAAUGUAAACUCAGAUUUUCCGUGAAAUUUCUGAGCGAAAUACGCAAGGCACGAAAGUUAGGCGGGAUACUAUUAGCCUUUUAGCGACCAUAUGAUUAGAUCUUUACAUUUAUGUAAUCGUAAUCCGACCGAACCAUUUUAACCCACAGUAAGUAAAUAGACCGGGGUUGGCAUCGGUUAAGCCUCAGGAUCAUUUUAUUGGACCAUCCGUUACAAGUUUUUGUGAAGGUGUCCCGUACAUAGUUUGUUGGAAGCUCCUGUGAAGCAUAUUCGAAUAGUACAAGCAAAGCGAAAACCAGUUUCUACAGAAAAAAUCUAAAUAUCGAGUUAUAAGUUCUAAUGGCGAGGAAAAAAAGAGGUGAGUGCAAAUUGAAAAAAAAAAAGGAAACAAAAAACGCGAGAAUAAAAGUGAGUUGGGCUGUAAAUAACUAAUUCUGCGACAUUUAAAAACCUGCACUUAGGGGAUUUUAUGAAAAAAAAAAACAAUAACCAAGUUCAUAGAAAUAUUCAUCAUCGGUGCAGCAUGGAAACACCGGAAGAAAAGUUGUAAAUGGAAUAUUCUUAUUUGCGAUUAACGAAAUCUUGGUUUUAGAUUAAAAAAAACAGGUAAGGUCGUUUAAACGCUUACUGUGUAUAUUAUGAAAAUGAUAUUUAGAAGAAGAAAUAAAUUGCAUUUGAUAACGUCCAAUAACACAGCUAAGCAGUGAGGUUAAAGAAUUGGCGAUCGCUUUGAUUGUUUUAAGCAAAUCACUUGAAAACAACUGAUAAUAAUUUUAAGGAAACUACCACGGUCUGCGCAAAAUAAUUCUAUAUUAUCGCAAAGUUAUCCGAUAGCACGCUAAUGCGGCCGAUAUCAAUACACUUAAGGGCUGCAUAUAAUAUCUGCAAGCGUGUUUCUGUAUUUAACUCUUCCUCUUUUGAAUCUUGCGGUUUGGAGAGGCCUUAAUAGCUCAGUGUCACUUGAAAGGCCGAGAAGUGGAUCCUAAACAAACACUGUUAUAGUAAGGCGAUGUUUCUGAUGCGUUAGGACAAACACGCUCGGUAAAUGCACUACUCGGUAAAGCGUUUUACUGGGAAUUUCAACUAUUACUGACACACCACUUCGGAAGCUACGUUGGCAGUGAUUAAGAGCUAAAAUCAGAGCGAACCAUUGAAGAGUACUUACAGCACCCGCUGUCAACGCUUGAGAUCGUAAAAAGCAUUUUAAGUAUAAUGAAAAUUGUAAGUUUGUGGUGAUUCAUAGGAUGUGCGCGCGGUUUAAGGUAUCUUGUGGCACGAUACAUGACACAAGGACACACACUGGGAACUCGUUGCAUUUCCAAAAGGACGUUAUUAAUUGUGUUAUUCGUUAUCUCAGGGUCGACCCGUCACUGCUCUCGGAUCCAAAGGUGAACCGCUGUGACAUCUGAGAAGGAAUUAGGCUGUAUCACCAUGAAUGCGUCCGUGGGAGCGGCUCUCAACGCGUCUGCUAACUCCACGGUUGGCGCUGGGGAGGAGGAAAUAAUUAUUGGCGCUAGUAACAUUAUCGCCGCCACGUUUGUUGCUCUCCUGAUCGUGCUGACGCUGGGCGGAAACUUCAUCGUCUGCGCUAGCUUCUACACAUUCCGUGACCUGCGAACGAUCUGCAACUACUUCAUCAUCUCUCUAAGCGUCUCGGACAUCCUAGUGGCGCUGAUCGCCAUGCCUUUCUGGUUUACCAUCCAGAUAUCCGAUAACAAAUGGAGGUACAGUAGAAAGCUCAAGGAUUAUUGGGACUGUAUGGAUAUCUUAUGUGGGACGGCAUCUAUUAUGAACCUGAUGGCGGUCAGCUUCGACCGUCAGCUCGCAAUCACCACGCCCUUCACCUACCCCAAGAUCCUAACCAAGCGGCGUGCCCUCGUCAUCAUAUCCUUUGUUUGGGCGUACGCCGCGACAAUAUCAGGACUUCGACAACUUAAGGCUCCGCCCUACUGGCCCUUCCCUAACUACCUUCACUUAAACGCCACGUUCAGCUUUUUCCUGCCACUGUCGUUCAUGGUGAUGAUGUAUGCGAGGAUUUACCUUGUCGCCAGGUACCAAGCGAGGCGGAUAGGUAAAAACUACGCCACGGACAUCAAAGCGGCGAAGACGAUCGCCGUCGUGGUGGGCGUAUUCGCGGCAUGCUGGUUACCGUUCUUCGUAAUCGUACUCAUCUAUGCGUGGCAAGGGUACGAUGCGGGCGUAUCGCCGCAGUUAUUCAACCUGGCCAAAUGGCUAGCUUAUUUCAACAGCUGCUUGAACCCGAUCAUUUACACGUGUCUGAAUCGAACUUAUCGAAGGGCUUUCCGGAGACUGUUUCGGCGCUGUCGGAGAAUCCGAAGGGAUUCCGAGAGCUCGAGUGCGAGCUCGUGGUAUGGAGACACUAGGAAAAGCGUCACGCACAUGGGCGUGAAUAGUCCUUCGCCGCGCGCGAAGACCUCGCUAUUAAAUGGGCGUAACGGGAAUCAUAAGCUGGGGAAUAUCGACGAAAUCACAGACGUAUAACGUAGGGACAUGUAAGGUUUAUCGUGGAUUAUCGUAACCGAGUACGUAGGCUCUGAAAGCCACCGAGAAGCAGUAUUGGCGUGAAUUUUUAGUCUUCACCUUGCUUCUUAGUGCAAGCGAAACUAUUCUCAUAAAAAAGCCACUGGAAGUGAAGUGUUAUAAUACUAUCACAAAAUGGUCGACAAUAGCGGACACUCAUUAAUCGAAUGUCAAGUCUAAUUCUGACUUUGAUUGAUGGACUGUUAUAAUGUAACCAAUGGUUGGUUAAUUAAUGCUAACCUGUUUAGUCGGGUUUAGGACUAUCAAAAAGGGAUUGAGUAACAUAAUAUUACAUUAGAUCCUAAUUGUAUGCGGACGCUCACGUCCCCAUGAAUCGAUCUCAAGGGUUUAAACAUGACAAAAAAUAAUGCAGAAUGUAAGACAAAAUGUUUAGGAAUAAAUAUGUGUGAUAG
Messenger RNA from Nematostella vectensis (starlet sea anemone), 4734 nucleotides. RefSeq names its product dopamine receptor 2. The transcript is spliced from 2 exons. Gene Ontology annotation, cellular component: membrane. NCBI's taxonomy places the organism in Eukaryota, Metazoa, Cnidaria, Anthozoa, Actiniaria, Edwardsiidae. The record is from RefSeq and is a predicted model, not a curated record. Gene Ontology annotation, molecular function: G protein-coupled receptor activity. Bases 3212 to 4282 code for a protein of 356 amino acids. Gene Ontology annotation, biological process: G protein-coupled receptor signaling pathway.